AUGAUACAGAAUCCCCAUCCCAACCGUGACGCUCUGAACGCCUUUUGCUCGGACGAUGAUACGCACCUGCCCGGCGGCGACGGCCCCUUGUCUGGACUGACCUUCGCCUCCAAGGACAUAUUUGACGUGGCGGGCCACAUUACCACCGGGGGCAAUCCGGCCUGGAAGGCUACCCACGCUCCGGCAGAGGCCAAUGCCUGGGUUGUCCAGCAGUUGGUGGAUGCCGGCGCCGAACUGGCCGGCAAGACCAUUACCGACGAGUUGACCAGGGGCAUCUUUGGGGAGAAUGUUCACUACGGUACCCCGGUCAAUCCACGCGCCCGGGACGGGUGCCCGGCGGGUCUUCCAGCGGGCGGUUCGGUAAGGGUACCGGCCAGCUUCUGCGGCCUUUACGGGCUGCGUCCCACCCACGGUCGUAUACCUCGCACCGGGAUGAUGCUCCAGGCGCCCAGCUACGACACCAUCGGCUGGUUUGCCCGCGAUGCAGAGACAUUUGGGCAGGUUGGGAAGGUUCUCCUGGCUUCCAGCGGAAGCCCGGGCGUCCCGCUUCACCUCAUUAUUGCCGAGGAUGCCUUUGAACUGGCGGAGUCGGAUACUCGGUCCGCCCUCAUGGCUGCGGUGGAAGAAAUAGGUUCGCUGUUCGAUUCGGUGACCACUGUCCGACUUUCGCUCACCAGCCUCACUGACUGGUCCAACCAGCAGCAGGUAUUACAGAGCCGCGAGGCGUGGGAGUCGGUGCGGGAGUGGAUUGACCGCGUGAACCCCGCGUUCAGUUUCGAGGUUUCAGACCGCUACGUCCUGGCCCGGUCCGUUACCGACGAGCAGGUGGCCGCGGCACAGUUAAGGCGAGAGGAAAUCGUCGCCCGAAUGAACGAGGUCUUCCAGGGCGGUGAAAAGGUGGUGUGCCUGCCCACGACCAUCAGCCCGGCUCCGCCCACGGGACAGGCCGUGUCCCAGCGGCACGAACUGCGGCUUCGCAACAGCGCCAUCACGUCAAUAGCAGGCAAUACGGGCCGGCCCCAGAUUUCACUGCCGCUGGUCGAGGUAGGUGGGCUGCCGGUGGGACUGUCCCUGCUGGGCGACCGGGGAGCGGAUGAAGCAUUGAUCUCCCUGGCAAGCAGGGUGGCGGGUCAGGGCUAG
This is a messenger RNA of Geodia barretti, 1140 nucleotides long. NCBI's taxonomy places the organism in Eukaryota, Metazoa, Porifera, Demospongiae, Tetractinellida, Geodiidae. The record is from the annotation of a GenBank genome assembly.